Molecule: messenger RNA, 1332 nt
Organism: Exophiala mesophila
Lineage: Eukaryota; Fungi; Ascomycota; Eurotiomycetes; Chaetothyriales; Herpotrichiellaceae
Exons: 2
Coding region: 102-1124 (340 amino acids)
Molecular function (GO): hydrolase activity
Source: RefSeq, a predicted model, not a curated record
UGAACAUCAGCUUCCAUCUCCUUUGGACCAGAUGCAUUCAAUCCUCGCUCUGGAGCUCUCAAGUCGAAUAACUAUCUCGUUAAUCGGCCGUCGUCAGCACCAUGGUGGUGCACAAAGCAUACUCUUCGCAGUAUCAUCCCAUCCACCCCAGCGUGAGGGAUCGACUCGAUAAGGAUUAUGUGGACCACUACAACCGGUACCUGAUCAAUCAACCACUCGUCCAACACUUGCCACUCGCCGUAUCCCGACAGGGCGGACAAACUCCCCCAGCUCACAGCACCCCCCUUGCCGUAGGAACCACCCAGGACUUUCGCAUCUCUCGCCGAGAGACCUUUGGACCCAAAAUUGAAGUGCGCUGCUUUACCCCACAUGGAGCGGCACCGAAAACCGGCUGGCCGCUGGUGCUCUACUAUCACGGUGGUGGUUGGGUGUUUGGCGACAUCUCGUCCGAAAACACCAUCUGCACAAACCUGUGCGUUCGCGCUCAGGCCGUAGUGAUCACAACCGGUUACAGACUUGCCCCCGAGUGCCCUUGGCCUGCGGCCAUCCACGACGGCUGGGAAGCAUUUCUUUGGGCCACCUCCAAGGGCGCCGAGCUGCUCAACAUCAACACCCGAAAAAUCGUCUUCAGCGGGGCUUCGGCAGGAUCCAAUAUUGCCGCCGUCAUGGCACAGAGAGCAGUGGCGCACCCACAGCCCGGUGUCUCGAUAUGUGCGCAACUUCUUGUGGUGCCCAUUACGGACAACACUGCGACGCCGUUGACCAACCCGACCUGGCAAAGGUACGAGUUCACCGCAGGCUUGCCGGCCGAGAAGAUGCUGUGGUAUAGGCACCACUAUCUGCCAAAUAAAGCGGACUGGUCACACCCAGAGGCAUCCCCUCUGUUUGCUUCUGACGAGAUAUUUGCCCGCCUCCCCCCGACAUUGGUAAUUGUGGCCGAGCUCGAUGUCCUCCGUGGUGAUGGGGAAGAAUACGCGAAGAAGCUCAGAGCCAACAGGGUGUGCGCCGAUGUGAUGGUCAUGGAAGGAAUGCCCCAUCCUUUUGUAGCAAUGGACGCCAAACUCGACGCGGCCAAGCGAGCCAUCACCAUCAUGUGUGAGAGACUGCUCAAGACUUUUGCAUAACGGGUUUUUGCGUGCAUUUCCGGCGCUGGAGGUUGAUUUGAUGGUCAGUCAUUUUCACUUGCAGUCAGUUUGGGCGGGUGCGAUUGUCGAGCGUGCCAUGUACUGAGAGAGGCACUUUGAUUAUACAUUGAUACCUACAUAGACCUUUGGACCGAGGCUGGGCUAGGCUUCGUUGUUUUGUGCGUAUCAAAAUUCAAUUCAUUAUGCC